Trichophyton rubrum CBS 118892 is the source of this 1404-nucleotide messenger RNA. RefSeq lists its product as uncharacterized. NCBI's taxonomy places the organism in Eukaryota, Fungi, Ascomycota, Eurotiomycetes, Onygenales, Arthrodermataceae. Gene Ontology annotation, molecular function: dipeptide transmembrane transporter activity; allantoate transmembrane transporter activity. Gene Ontology annotation, biological process: transmembrane transport; tripeptide transport; dipeptide transport. Bases 1 to 1404 code for a protein of 467 amino acids. The record is from RefSeq and is a predicted model, not a curated record. The transcript is spliced from 9 exons. Gene Ontology annotation, cellular component: plasma membrane.
AUGGCCAUCUUGCCCAUUCAAACCAAGGUCGACCUUUGUGUGCUGCCACUUUUGAUUCUAUCACUGCUACUUGCGGGUUUAGACAAGAAUGCGCUCGCGUUUGCUGCCGUUCUGGGAAUGAACAAAGACCUAGGUCUUCAUGGUCAACAGUAUUCAUGGCUCGGUUCUAUCUUCAAUAUUGCAUACCUUUUUGCCGAAUUUCCGACAUCAUGGCUUCUUACUCGACUGCCUAUUGGCAAGUAUGUAGGCACCUCAUUGAUUUUAUGGGGGGCUUCUGGGUGUGCAAUGGCAGCGUGUACCAAUUUUGCAAGCGCUGCUGCUGUCAGAUUUCUCCUCGGAGCUUUGGAAUCAGCUAUAUUACCGUCGGUUAUUGUCAUUAUGUCCACUUGGUAUCGGCGUGAGGAGCAACCCCUGCGGGCUGCUCUAUGUUUUGGCCCUUUCUCCGGGAUCUUUGGUGGUAUUCUUGCAUAUGCCAUUGGUACCCUUCGAGCACCAGUACCUACAUGGAAGUUAAUAUUCUUGAUAUACGGUGGAAUAACCAUCGCCGUCGGCUUUAUCUGCCUUGUGGUACUCCCAAACAACCAUGAUAAGGCCAUAUUCCUUUCCAAGGGUGAACGUGACCAGGCAAGGCUCAGGGUUGCGGACAAUAAAACCGGCAGAGACACACGCAAGAAAUGGAAGUUAUCUCAGGUCUUUGAGGCCCUGGAAGAUGGAAAGUACUGGUGCGUCGUGGCUUUUGUCUUCUUCCAAUCCAUCACGAAUGCUGGAGUUACGAAUUUCAAUCCUUUAAUUAUAGCGGGAUUUGGGUACUCGAAGCAGAUAACUGUAUUAUUAGCAGCUCCACAGGGAGCCGUUGCUCUUACAGCUCAAGUCAUUGCUGCGCUAUUGGCGCUUUAUAUUCCUAACCUUCGCUGUUUGCUAUGGGUACUCUCUUGCAUCCCUUCAUUAGCAGGAACAUUGGUAGUAAGAUAUGUUUCGGUAUCUGAGAACCGUAUUGCUGCCCUCAUGGGGGUAUAUCUGACUGGGUUCUACAAUAUUGCUUGGUCCAUGACCCUCAGUCUUGUGGCUUCCAACACUGCCGGAGCAACGAAGAAAAGCUUUGUCUCGGCCUCUAUUGCCAUUGCUCAUGGCGUUGGUGGAUUAGUCGGUCCUCAAUUUUUCCUUGAGAGCCAGAAACCCCAUUACCAGCUGGGACUGGGUGCUAUGAUUGUGUCUUUGAUAAUGAUGGCAGUUUGCGGUGCAAUAUACGGAACGCUCUGCAUUUAUCAGAACAAAGCUCGAGAUAACCUUGGCGAAACUGUCAGCCCCUUGCCUGCCGAGUGUUAUUCCACAGAAGAAGACGCCGACAGGGAGUCAGAUGAUAAGACAGAUCAUGAAAUGCACACCUUUCGCUACACAUAUUAA